AUGUCAACUAGUAAGAAGAGACCAGGUACAAAUGAGCACAUCCUAAAAAAAAUUGUAUGUUACAAAGAAGGACAAACAGAUAAAAAUUAUCAAAAAAAGUUGAAGCAUGCUAUUCAACGGAGUGGUGAAAGAAAUAGGGGAAUUGGUCAUGUGGGUUGCAAGGCUAAAUUAAUUGUGGUUAGGAAUAAAUCAUCUCCUUCUGGGAUUGUUAGUAGUUUCUUGGAGACACAUAAUCAUGCAUCCACGACUCCAUCUAGAGUACAUUUAUUGAGGUCGCAUCGGCACAUUUCAAAUGUGAAGAAGGCUUUGAGAAGGAAAAAGAUUCAGUUUUUUUACUUUGAUUUUGAUAAAGACAGUGAUGACAAAUUUGUUAGGUGUUUUUGGGCUGAUUCUUUCUCAAGGAGGGUAUAUAACUUUUUUGGUGAUGUAGUUGUUUUCAAUACUACGUACAACACAAAUAGAUAUGGGAUGAUUUUUGCUCCAUUCACUAGAGUUAAUCAUCACGGUCAGACAAUAAUAUUUGGUUGUGGAUUUUUAAGUGAUGAGACAAUUGAUUCGUGCGUUUGGUUACUUGGUCAAUGGAUGAAUGCCAUGCCUAGGGGAGCACUACAAAUGAUCAUCACAGACCAAGAUUCUGCAUUGACAAGAGCAAUUGCACAAGUUAUUCCGAAUACAUUUCAUCGUUAUUGCAUAUGGCAUAUCCUGAACAAAUUUUCUGAAAAGCUUAACACAGUAAUUUAUCGAGACAACUACCAUUUGAUGAAAAACAUUAUUAUGAACUCAGAGGAUAGUGAAGAGUUUGAAACUAGUUGGAUGAAUAUGUUGCAAUCAACUAAAUUGGGAGAUAAUGAUUGGCUUCAGCAAACAUAUGAGAUGCGUAGUAGAUGGGUCCCUGCAUUUGUUAAACAUAUCUCUGCAGCGGGAAUGUCGAGUAGUCGAAGAGCAGAAAGUUCUCAUUCAUUUCUCAAAAGGGAUGAAAUCCUUAUGGCCAAUGGAAGUUCAAAUGUCAAAGAUUUAUACAAGAAAGGAAUUCCAUGUAGGCAUCUGCUGGCAUAUUUCAGGAUCAAACAAAUUUUAAAAUUGCCAACUCAAUAUAUUCUUCAAAGGUGGACCAAACAUACGAAAGUUGGCCAAGUAUGGGAGAAGGAUCAUGAAGAAUUGAAUGACAUUCCUAACCAAUCAUUGAUGUCACGGCAUUCAAAUUUGUCUCAAUUAUUGUCGGUUGUUAUUGACAAUGCAUCUCUUAUUGAGGAGGGAACUAAUCUCUUGAGGAAUGGGUUCAAGGAUGUUCAUAAUAAAAUAAAGGAGAUUAAUAUUGAUAAUGGUGUGGAGCGGGUAUUCAUGGGACAAAAAAUCAUCGAGAAGCAGAUACUCAUCAAUGAACCGCUACAGGUGAGAGCCAAGGGGUGUGGAAAAAGAUUAAAAAAAUCAAAAGAGAAAAAAGUGAACAAAGAGAGGGUUUGUCAUGGAUGUGGACUACGUGGUCAAUCGCAUGAUAAGCGAAAUUGUCCGACAUUACUUGAAAGAUAA
Messenger RNA from Olea europaea var. sylvestris, 1530 nucleotides. RefSeq names its product protein FAR1-RELATED SEQUENCE 5-like. NCBI's taxonomy places the organism in Eukaryota, Viridiplantae, Streptophyta, Magnoliopsida, Lamiales, Oleaceae. The transcript has 5 exons. Gene Ontology annotation, biological process: regulation of DNA-templated transcription. The record is from RefSeq and is a predicted model, not a curated record. The coding region runs from base 1 to 1530 and encodes 509 amino acids.